CGGACUGGGAGCGGCCUGCUGUGGCGCGAGCUUCUGGGAGCUGACGACACACCACACCCAAAAGCAGGCUGGUCCAGGUUCACUGACCCGAAAGCCUCAUCUACCUAUUUAUGCAUCUACCACUUCCAUUGCAACGUACUUCAACGUAAGCCUCAGCAGGCCCUGCAGUCAAUAUUGCAUCCAACAAUCUGCUUGGCCAUCCAUAGCACGCGAUUCAACACCGACCGCGAAUCGCCCACCGACCGCAAUCAACGCUGCCCCCCUCUCAUGCCAGCCAGCCGCGCCAUAUCCCUCCUCUCCUGCACGACAGUCAUAUCCUCAAGAUGCCACACGCAGGUAUUAAAACAAUCAUCGCGCUGUCCUUCGUGCUCGCCGUAGGAUUUCUGCUUGUCAUCUUGUCCUGCGCGCUGUGGGGGGAGUAUCUGCCGCUGCUGGUUGUGGCUACUUACGUCCUGGCGCCUUUGCCCAACUUCAUCUGCAGCAAAUGCGCCAACCCAGACGACUUCGUUGAGAGCUCUGGAAAUGCCAUCCUGGAUCUGGGACGCUUCUGUACCGGUUUCUUGGUCGUCAUGGGAAUUGCACUACCCGUCCUUCUCUACCACUCCUCCUUGAUCAAUGCUGCGGCGACAGCCAUGAGCAUUAUCGGAGGGCUGCUCAUAUACGGAACUAUUAUUUCGUUUGGCAUGUUCUUCCAGGAGGACAACGAGUUCUAAGCUGGGGGGGAUUGUGGGUAUUUAGGCCGAUGGCGAGACAUAGGUAGCACUGUCUAGUUGCAAACUUUACCAGCGCACAGAGGAUGACGUUGAGUUUGGAUGGCCAGGUCAGCAUCGUGCGUCGUUGGAAUAUGUCACUUUAUACCCUAACACGAAUGGGCGCCGC
Molecule: messenger RNA, 879 nt
Organism: Truncatella angustata
Lineage: Eukaryota; Fungi; Ascomycota; Sordariomycetes; Amphisphaeriales; Sporocadaceae
Product: vacuolar protein sorting 55
Exons: 2
Coding region: 324-713 (129 amino acids)
Biological process (GO): late endosome to vacuole transport via multivesicular body sorting pathway
Cellular component (GO): endosome; Vps55/Vps68 complex
Source: RefSeq, a predicted model, not a curated record